This is a messenger RNA of Cooperia oncophora, 510 nucleotides long. Lineage: Eukaryota; Metazoa; Nematoda; Chromadorea; Rhabditida; Trichostrongylidae. The record is from the annotation of a GenBank genome assembly.
AUGGUUCGAGUAUCCAACUUUGAAGAAAAUCUGCCGAAAAGCCUACCAGCCCGAGAUUUUGUUGAGCAGACGGCUGCCGAAAAGUUACACGCAGUCAUUCAAGAGAUGAAAACAAACAACGAGAUCUUCGAUGUUGUCCUAGCCUCAGAUACUGUAAUUUACUUUGAAGGAGAGAUUAUUGGUAAGCCUACAGAUGCAAAGGAUGCCUUCAGGACUUUGCAGAGGUUACGAGGACAUGAACACUUUGUGUACACUGGUGUGGCUUUGGCGUAUAACGACGGUACUGAGGAAGUGUUCAGUGAAGAGACACGAGUGGAAUUUGGGGAUUACCCGGAUCGAAUAAUUAAACAAUACGUCGACAGUGGGGAACCUUUGACGCGAGCUGGCUCGUACGGAAUCCAAGAAUACGGUGCAGUAUUCGUGAAAGCGGUACAUGGAUGCUUCAGCAACGUGGUCGGCUUACCAAUAUACAGGGUCCAUAGUGCUUUAGUCGCUAAAGGGAUCCUAUAG